Messenger RNA from Cyprinus carpio (common carp), 4825 nucleotides. RefSeq lists its product as uncharacterized. Lineage: Eukaryota; Metazoa; Chordata; Actinopteri; Cypriniformes; Cyprinidae. Gene Ontology annotation, biological process: central nervous system development; regulation of transcription by RNA polymerase II. Gene Ontology annotation, molecular function: RNA polymerase II cis-regulatory region sequence-specific DNA binding; DNA-binding transcription factor activity, RNA polymerase II-specific. The record is from RefSeq and is a predicted model, not a curated record. Gene Ontology annotation, cellular component: nucleus.
CUCUCAGUUUGCUGCUCUGCAGCGGCACUGUAGCGUCUCUCCAGUGCGGUAGGUGGCAGGCAGCAGUUUCCGGCCGCCUUCGGAAUUUGGCGGAGAAAGGCAACUGUUCAUGCAACGGGGAUAGCUAGCUCUUUCAGUGGUUUGUGUUUGCUGCUGAAUUUAACUGCUGGAAAAAAAAACUACAAAAUGACCAAGCUGCAGCUCCUGCACCGCGCGCUGAACGAGCGUCUGAUGGCGGCGGUGGAGCAGAUCAUGGAGAUGGUCGGCGGUACGGUGCUGGAGUACGAGGAAGAGACGAUCCGAGCACGGAAAGAAAACGAGGUUCUGAGACGGAGACUCCGGUGGAUGGAGGGGGCAAACCGAGCCGACUGGCCAGGUGCAUCAGAACCUGUUACACUUUCCACCACGGACGAGGCCAAUCCAUCCCGGCAAGAUGAGGGUGCUGCCAACUUUGGAUGUGGACCGGAAUCAGAAGCUCUUGUGAUCAAAACAGAGUCGACUGAUGUCCCCCUGUGCAGCGCCACCACAUUACCUCAAAGCAUUGAUCAGGGACCUGACAAUGCCGGGACAGGCGCUGGCAUUGCCUACGGCCUGAUGGACAGCAUGACCUGGGACUCUGCCCAAAGUUACAUGGCCCCUCUUGACUUUGAUCCAACUUCAGGUCCCAGUAGGGUCCGGCAUUGGAGAGGACCGAACAGAAGGCAGAGGAUGUCCUUUGCCUGUCCAGACUGUGGUAAAGUCUUUGGAAGUAAACAGAGGCUGAUGGUUCAUAUGCGCAUUCAUUCCACCGAGAGGCCUUAUGCGUACCGCCGGCGCAAGGCGUGCUUCUACGGUGACAACAAGAAGAAGAGGAAGCUGCACAGGCUCGCUCAGCUGUCAAGAGAAAUUGUGGCCGAUCUGUCGGAUGGCUCUGAGCAGAUGAACAGGAGUGAAGAAGAGCCUGAGAGUGACCACACCAGCAGUGAUAAAGAACCAGAAAAGAGAAUUACCACCCCUGUGCAGAAUCGGCGCAAAAAAAAAGGAGUGGUAAACCAGAUGUGUCGGUGUCCUCAUUGCCCUCAGCGGACGUUUGCUCGGCCCUGUCAGUUAGCCUUGCACAUGAAGACCCACAGAGUCACAGCUCUCAUCAACCUGCCCACCCAAGCACAGUCAGGAGCUCAGGAGAUAGUGGAUGCGAACAGGAAAUUACCCAAGAGGCAAAGAAAAAAUGAUGUGAAGAAGGAGGCCAAAUUGGUUGACAAACGUAAGCUCCAGUGUCCAGAGUGUGACAAAGUCUUCUUACAUCCAGGCUGGUUUCGUGUCCACACGAAGUCCCAUCAGACCAAAAGGGCUUUAUUACGCAGAAGUAUGCUAAUCAAGACUGAGUUGACUAAAGAAGAAACAAUGGAGGCAGUGCCUAAAACUACAGAAGUACAGAAUGAGAAGAAGGUAAAGAAAACAUAUGCCUGCCCGCACUGUGAUAAAGUGUUUUCUCGUGAAGGAUGGCUGGUGCCACACAUUCGCACUCAGCAUGGGGAAGGAAAGAAAAGGAGUGAUUACUUUAACGUGUAUGGCAGUGGCCGUACAAGGUCACAACAGCUUGUCACCAAGCGAUUACGUAAGCGCAAAACUCAGAAACGGGAAGUCGCUAAGAAGAUGAGACUGAAUAGCCAGAAAACUAAAGGAUUAAGGAAGGUCAGGGAUAAACAACGUCAAACAAGUGAUGAGUCCAUCCUGGUUGUUGAUGUGCCAAUAUUCACAAAAGAUGAGGACGAAGAAAGUACAGAUCUUCCUAUAUUGGGCACAGAUGAGGCUGAAGAAAGUGAAGAUCUUCCUAUGAUGGGCACAGAUGAGGCUGAAGAAUGUGCAGAUCUUACAAAAACGGGCACAGAUGAGGCACAACAAAGUGCAGAUCUUCCUAAAACGGCCACAGAUGAGUCGGAGAGCACUUCUGAGCAAUCAAAGGACAUCACAGGCUCUGACUGUGGAACAUCAAGCGCUAAAUAUCUGAAGAUGAGGUUUCCAUGCAAAACAUGUGGCAAAGACUUUGCUCUGGAGAAGAAGCUAAAGAAGCAUUCAAGGAAACAUAUAGGACGUAGGUUACAUGAUGAAAAGAAAAGAAGACGAGAGCAAGCUAAAAUGGAAAUGGAGCUUAAGGAAAAAGAAAAAAGGAAAUUGGAGGAAAAAAAGAGGCUUGAUGAUAUGUCAACAAGUAAUAACAAACCAAAUACUACGCAGACGCCUCAUGGAUCCCCAAACAAAGACUCGUUACGGAAAAGCAGAACCAGAGGUCAAGGGCCACUACCCUGCCCAUUUUGUGGCAAAGUUUUUGCUUGGGAAAUGCGGCUGUUGAUGCACAUGCAGAUUCACUGUGGAGAGAAACCGUACGCCUAUCGGCAGCGCAAGAAACGUUUUUAUGGUGACCUGAAAAGGGGCCAACUCCCGAAAAUCCAUAAUCAGGAGCCUUCGGGGGACAAAAGUGAUGAGUCUGAAGAAUCUGGGAUUGAAGAGACGGUGAAUAAGAACCGAUCUGCACAUCUGAACAGCAGUGCAACCCGUGCAGUGUCUGGAGCUCUCGCAAGCAGUACAGCUAUUGAGCAGCCUACCACCUCUUACAAGAGCAGUCAAAGAACCAAAACCAAGCUGGUCAGUGACAUCAUGAGCCACUUCAAUAUGCAGCCCAGGAUCGUUCUACAACCAAUUAUGAGUGCAUGCAAGUACUGGAGCUCAGUGCCUGGGGUAGCUGACUUAAAAUCAGGUUGCUCUGAAAAAAGUAGUGGCUUUGGUCAUGAACAAACCCCAGUACGGGUUGAUGAUGAAAUGGUGGAUGCUGUGGAAGAUAAAACUGUGGAUUCCAAUCUUUGCACAUUGCCAGUGGAGUUCUCUGGUCAUGGCAUCCAAAACAAGCCUGAAAUAUGCUACAGUGAGACAGAAAUAGUCUGUGUGAAGGUUGGAUCUCCACAUCGUGAACCAGAAGCAGAGCAUGGCAACAUUGGGGGCUCACUGGCCUUCGAAUCUUCUGAGGGAAAUAACACAAAGAGUCAACAAAAAGACGACUGCAAAGUUAAUUGUCCUGUUGUUUCAGAAAACACAGCCAGAGACCAGGUAUCAUUUAUAGUAAUAGAUGAUGAACUAGAGCAAUCAGAUGAAAGAACUGCUGCUGAAAAUGCUCCGUCUGAAUGUGGAAGAAGAAAGUGUGAUUGGAAGUGUGAUUGUAAGAACAUUUCUGCUAUGAAAUUAACCGUAAUGCCACAGAGCAGCGUUUUGCAAUCUUUGUUCAAGGAAACUAGUUCUGGCACCAUGCAGAAGAACGUUGACUCAAAAUUAGUUUGUGUUGUCCUCUCAGAUGGUGAAGACGAUGUUGAUGAAGAUUUGAGUCCCUCCAAAGGUUUAGAUAAAAAGAAAACUGCCUCUGCUGCUAGCAUUCAAAAUAAACAAUUAAAUGUGGGGAGCACACCUGGCAAAAAUCCCUCCAGCGACUCCAACUUUCCAGCUCCAGAUGCAACUGAAUCUACCAAAUCUAUUGAUGGUGCCUCUGCCUCACAACAUAUCUCAAAUGACCCAGUCAGAGACCAGAUGGCCUUUACUGCCAUCAGACAAUCAGACGACAGGCCCAUGAGUUCAAAGGAGAGAAUGUCAUGUCAAACAUCUGAUAUGGUAUUUGCUGGUAAAGAAUGUCUGUCGGAUUUUAAUGUUGACAAGAAACUGCUAAACAUGGAGACUGUCAGUAGCGGUGAGAGAAAAAAUAAGAAACUGGGUCUGAAACACCAGGUGUGCAAUAGUAGCAGAUUGAAAAGUAAUUUGGACUCCAAGUAAAUAAGGACUCAAAAGAGAGUCUGUUCUUAAUCAGCCUCUGGAAAUGUAAAGAGAUAUGUAAAUACUUAAACAGAGAAAUCUCAAUUUAUAUUUAAUUAUACUGUUUUCUUUUUUGAAUUUUUUUAAUGUCAGAUGUCAGAAUCUGUUCUGGAUGAUUCAACUGACAACUCUGAUAUCUCAGGGAUCAAUGAACCUUCUGUACAAAAUGUGAAAACCAGUGAGUUAUUUGUGAAAAGUUUUAAAGAAUUUGAAAUGGCCUCAGACUUUCUCACAUCCCAUCAAACCUCUGACGAUAGAUGCAAAACUGCAGUUUUGUUUUUUUACAAAAAAAAAGUAAUGCAAGCACUAUAUUGUCACUAUUUUGUGGGAAGGCAUAGAGCUUUAAGUCUUGACAAAAACUGUAAAGAAAGGAAACAGUUGUUGAGCAGUUUUGCUAUUAAAAAGAACUUCAACCAACCUAGAGAUUCUAAAAUGGAUUGUGAUGAAGACAUUGUUGGCUGCAUUUUUUUGCCAGGAGUCUUAUCAAUGGAACAAAUUUCAGGAGCAUGUUUUUAUAUGUAAGCACAAAAAGAAUCCAGCUGCAUCCAGCAAGACUCAGGAUACUUUUGAUGCAGAAUUGGGAAACUUUGCUCCAGACACAAUCAGCAUGUCCAGACCUUUAGAGCCAACUAAUGGUCCUUUAUCAGUUCUCCUUUUCCAGAAACUAGGAUAUAUGAGGCGAAGGGGAACCAUACUUUAGUGUCAGAUCGUCCCCAAAUUGAUUUGUGAUCCGAAACCCUCAAGCCCUUUUAAUUUUGACUCUUGCCAGAGUGUUGCUCUAAAAACAUAUCUUCCAGAAGUGGAGGUGCCUACUGUUUCUAACAUUGACAGCAGCAUAGCUCAAGUUGAUCUUGAUGCACAGUUAUUAAAGCCAUCUGUUCCUGAUUUUUGCCAGGGUUCCACAAAAAAUCCUGCUCAUUUGGAAUCUUCUUUUAAUACAUCAUGGAACCCUGAUGUGGAGAUACUAGAACCACCCAUACUAGAUUCCUGU